UUUGUUAUAAAUUUUUCAAAAUUGAUAUAGCAGACAAAUUUUUGAUGUUUAUACGAGGGGGCUAAUACCAGAAACUGUGAUCGAUGAUCUGAUUAAAAUAAUGAGACAAUUAUUAUUAUUGUUUCAAUUAAAGAGAGUCGUGAUCAUUUUACCCGCAAAAAUGCUGAAUUCUAGGUUUUUUGUUUUUAUAUUGGUGUUAGUUUUUGUGACCGCAAACAACGCUCCAAACUUAUGCUACAGAUGUUUCGGCAGUAACUGGUGCAACAAUUUCACUGAUCCAGAUUUUAUAAGUAACGUCCAUCUCAUCGACUGUCCUGCUUCUUCUACUAAGACUUCUGAGUAUGACGGUAAUAAUACUGCAAUUGCCAGAGCAUUGAAAAACCUUGAAAAAGCUUCUGAUCGAGUUACAAAUUCUACUUGGGGAUGUGUAACUGCAACUUUACAUGAAGCUCAUGAAAUCCACACCAUUAGGACUUGCCUGAAUAACGCAGCCACAAUAUGUCCAACAGUGCAAAGCGUAAUCCUUAAUCCAGGCUUGAACGAUAUUGGACCAGAAGUUUAUAUGGAUUGUGAAGGGUGCACGGGUUUCUUAUGUAAUAAUCAAACUUAUAUUGAACCAGAAAAAGAAACAACUUCAACUACAACUUCAUCAUCAACAACAACAACAACAACAACAACAACAACAACAACUACAACAUUACCACCACCUUCAACAAGUGACAAUUCUAGUCUAGAAGAAGGCAAUCCUAGUACUGAAGCACCUCCAACUCCUGGGACAGCAAACGUAAUUUUCGUGUCUUUUGUAGCAUUAGUUUUCAGUAUUUUUGCUAAUGUGUUGUAA
Messenger RNA from Ceutorhynchus assimilis (cabbage seed weevil), 841 nucleotides. The record is from the annotation of a GenBank genome assembly. NCBI's taxonomy places the organism in Eukaryota, Metazoa, Arthropoda, Insecta, Coleoptera, Curculionidae.